AUGAAGUUCAAGGCGACAGUGCGGGAUCAACGCACACUCGCCGCUCUCUGUCACGCCUGUCGCAGUAUUGAAAGACGUGGCGUACUUCGCUUACAUCACGCCCGUACACGUCUCUUCGCCAUUGCUCCACUCGCUGACGGCUCGCAGGUGUGGGCUGGAUGUCGCACAGAGUCCAUCUUCGCUGACUUCCACGCACAAUCACAUCAACCAGAUAAUGCCAUUUACUGUGAAGUGGCAGAUCUCUCCCGACUGCUUCACGUAUUGCGACAGGCAGAACGAUGCCCAAAUGUGAGUAUUAAAUUAACAAAAAAUGCAGCAAAGCGGCCAGCACUGCGUGUAUCUAUGCAAGGAGUGCUCCGUCAUCUAGAUAUCAGUCAUGAUGUCCCUGUACGGGUGUUAAGUGAGGCAGAGGUACAAAACAUAAGUGCCCCACCACUUGAGAAUGAAGUGAUGCAAGUAAUUCUUCCAAGUCUUACGGAGUUGAUGUUAUUUGUAGAUAAGGUGCGAUCCACCUCAUGUGAGCGUAUGACCUUCACAGCUCAGGCUAAUGCACAGGGAAAUGAUAUGGCUGUUUCCACAAAUCCACCCACAUGUAGUCUGGUGAUUGAUGCAGAGUGCUUUCUGGCUAAUUUCGCACUGAAGUAUAACUCUGUGCGACUCUGUGAGCGUGAAGAAGAUGAAGAUGGAGAGGAGGAGGAAGAAACAGAGGGUGAUGAGGAUAGUCAACAUGAUGAUAGUGGCAAGAAGAAUAAAAAUAAUAAUAAUAAUAAAAGGAAGAGACGACGGAGAGAAAAGGACGAAGUGGCAAUGCAACAGGCUACAGUAACAGUGGAAGUAAAGCGAUUUGCGAGGUUUUUGGCCAUUAAAGAAAUUACGCCGCUGCAAGUUGUGUUGCAUCUUGUGGAUGGAAAGGCACUUGUGUUGAGUGUUUCCGCAUCUGGUGGGACAACACUCGUGGGAUACAUGCCUGCAGUAGUACACUGA
This is a messenger RNA of Trypanosoma theileri, 984 nucleotides long. RefSeq names its product HUS1 checkpoint protein. The transcript has a single exon. Gene Ontology annotation, cellular component: site of double-strand break; checkpoint clamp complex; nucleolus. Gene Ontology annotation, biological process: double-strand break repair via homologous recombination; telomere maintenance; mitotic DNA replication checkpoint signaling. The record is from RefSeq and is a predicted model, not a curated record. Lineage: Eukaryota; Euglenozoa; Kinetoplastea; Trypanosomatida; Trypanosomatidae. Bases 1 to 984 code for a protein of 327 amino acids.